AGAAUUCCGUCCGUGCGUCAACAGCAACAGCUAGGAUGUUGCGAUUUCGCUGGCAGCCAAAGAUUGCUGUGGUUGCAGAGAUUACACAGCUGGGUUGAAACCUCGCUCGAAUGUUUUUGGUGGAUGUCAGAUUCCGUGGUGACAUUUUUCUUUUUGCAGCAGAAAGAGACUUUAGCAUUCUGACGACUCGACGCCUGUUUGGGCUGCAUCGCGCGAGAACGUUAGCUGACUAAAAUCACAGUUCUAUCGUAAAUGGGUGCAAUUAAAUAGCCACACGGACUGCUAGCUAUGAGGCAAACAACGGUCGAUCCCCUCUAUUGAGGAUGGAAACAGAUUAUCAGGUAAAACUAACUCGCAAGUUCUACGUCGGUUACAUCGCUCAAGAAUCCAUCAUCUUCAGAGGAUAACCUUACACGAAAUGUCAUAGCGCGUAAGUAGCUAGCACUGAGCUAGCUCGAUAAUGGCUGGAAGAGAUGGAGAUGGACCUGGUUUUUUAUUUUUUUAUUUUUCAUCAGCAGCCGCCGCAGCCGACCACAAACAGCUGGACGGCUAGUUACAGACACACUUUCUCCGGAGAUGCUUUAACCUCCCGGCGAGUGUAAAUCACUUACAUAACCGCUCUAACCAUCACCGACUGGCUUGUGUUCGCAAGCAAAUGGAGACAUUUUCCACCUAAAUCAGGGGUUAUCUCAACGUCCACGUAAGUGGCAGAGGCAACCUACACACCGCACAGACUCAAACUCGUUAGGUUUACAUUAAAUAUCACCACAGCAAACGGCAUCUCACCGCCGUGUGAGAGACUCGAGCCGAGUAUAUAUAUAUAUUUUCUCUCCUCCUUGUCAUUUGGACAAGAUGAGGAAGUUCUUUGAUUCGCGCCGGGAGUUGGUCAGCUCCGGGCCUGGUUCUGGAGGAGGAGGCAGCAGCUCCGGGUCCAGCCAUGCAGGCGGGAAUUUCAUUGGCCGAGCGUUCAGCGUCGGGCGGCACCAGGUCACCGUGGAGGAGAUCAUCGCCGAAGGUGGUUUUGCAAUCGUGUUCCUCGUAAAAACAAACCAGGGGGUGCGUUGUGCGUUGAAGAGGAUGUAUGUCAACAACGAGCAUGACCUGCAGGUCUGCAAAAGAGAGAUUCAAAUAAUGAAAGAUCUUGUCGGCCACAAGAAUAUUGUCGGGUAUCUGGACUCAAGUGUCACAGCUAUGGGCUCAAGGGAUGUAUGGGAGGUUCUCAUACUAAUGGACUACUGCAAGGGAGGCCAGGUGGUCAACCUGAUGAACCAGAGGUUGCAGACUGGCUUCACAGAGUUGGAGGUGCUGCAGAUCUUCUGUGACACAUGUGACGCUGUGUCUCGCUUACAUCAGCGCAAGGCGCCCAUCAUCCACAGAGACCUAAAGGUGGAAAACAUCCUGUUGCACGACAAGGGGCAUUAUGUGCUGUGUGACUUUGGCAGCGCCACAAACAAGUUCCAGAGCCCUCAGACUGAAGGAGUGGCUGUAGUGGAGGAAGAGAUCAAAAAGUACACCACUUUAUCAUAUCGUGCUCCAGAAAUGGUGAACCUGUACAACAACAAGAUUAUCACCACCAAGGCCGACGUCUGGGCACUGGGCUGUUUGCUGUACAAGUUGUGCUUCUUCACUCUUCCCUUUGGUGAAAGCCAGGUGGCCAUCUGUGAUGGCAGUUUCACCAUUCCAGACAAUUCCCGUUACUCUUACGACCUGCACUGCCUAAUUCGAUAUAUGCUGGAGCCUGACCCAGACAAGAGGCCUGACAUCUACCAGGUGUCUUUCUUUGCUUUCAAACUUGCCCAGAGGACCUGUUCUGUUCAGAAUGUGAAGAAUUCUCCAAUUCCUUCAAAACUUCCCGAGCCAGUCAAAGCAAGUGAGGCUGCAGCAGCAAAGAAGAGCCAGGCAAAGCCCAGAUUGACAGAUCCUAUUCCCACCACUGAAACCUCCAUCACCCCACGCCAGAGACCUAAAGCGGUGCACACCCAACCUGCUGCUGGCAUCCUACCCAUCCAACCGGCUGCUCUCACUCCUCGCAAGAGAGCUAAUCUCCCUGGUGGUGCAGCUCAGCCAGUGGGAGUCAGCUUAGACCUCUCCCAGCCAGCUGUAGCCCUGCAGUCACAGAAGGCACAGGCGUCAGCUCAGCCGUUCAUCCAGACACAAAACACUACGAGUCAGUCUGCCACUCCGCCAAAGCAGGUUAUGCAGCAAGCUGCAGCUGCUGGAGCGGAGACGGCAGCAUCAGCGGCCCCGCCAGCGGCCAAAGCCGACGCACCCCCACAAGCACAGCCAACAGCCCAGCAGCAGGCUGCCCCUCCCUCUGCGGGCAGCUCCACCCCCCAGCAGGGGGCACAGACCCCAUCCAGCCCAGCACCACCUCAGCGCCCGGCGCGUCGCAAGCAAGCUAACCAGCCUUAUCAGCCGGAGGCCCCGUCCUCUCCCAUUAAACAGGCAUCUGGUCAGCCGGGAGCCGCUCCGCAGCAGAUGAGUCAACCUCCAGCUGCACAUGCUCAGCCUGCCUCCGCUGACAUGAGCCAAAAGACAGCUGACACAACUCCUCCUGCCACUCCAAAGGCGGCUGAGGAACGAGGCCACCAACGCACAGCGAGUGACGCAGCGAGCGCUGUAGCCGCCGUUCCGGGCGGUGACUCCUCACAGCAGCCGCCAGGAACCAAUGGAGAGGCUGCCGUCUGUCCAUCGCUUACAUCUCAGCCAAGCGCCGUCCAUCCUGGUCAGCUCAGUCUUAGUGACCCAACAGACCAGAGCAAAGCCCCCACUGUUGCUCCCACAGACACCCCCACUCAGUCGGCGUGGAAUCCAUUUGAUGACGACAACUUUUCCAACCUCGCCGCCGCGGAGUUCAAACCUGAUGACAAAAAAGCUAAUGACCUACCACCAGAUACUGAUGCAAAACCCUGUGAGGAGCUCAUACCUGGUCUACUGGCCUCAGCUGUGGAAAAUACCACCCAAGAAACUGUUGAACGGCCAUCUGCGAUUCUGGAAUCAGGAGCCUCUCUGCUGGCUGUCCCAGAUCCGUUCAAUACCCUCGAAAUGUCAGAUGCUCCAGAGAAGCUGAUCGAAGGACUCAAAUCGCCUGACACGUCCUCUCUUAUGCUUCCCGACCUGCUUUCAUUGUCUGAUCCUUUUGGCGGUUCCGUCGAAGAGUCUGCAAAAGACCCUCUGACCACAGAGGAGUCCCUCCUGGGCUGCUCUCUGAUGUCUGGUCCUCCUGCUCCCGUGGCAGUCAGCAGUGCCACUUCCUCGGCUCCCACCUCCGCUCUGGAUGAUUUCAGCAUUUUGUCUGGAGACUCUGUGCAGUCUAAAGGAGACUCGUCUCUCCUGAUUUCGGACUUUGAGCCGCAGCAGGCCAGCGCAGAGGCGGCCACAGAAGAAGAUGAGUUUGAUCCUAUUCCCGUCACGGGCAGAAAGAAUUCCCAAGUUUCAGGAGGCCACUCGCGCAGUAACAGUGGUGGCUCUGAAUCCAGUCUGCCCAACUUGGCUCGCUCCCUGCUGCUGGUGGACCAGCUCAUCGACCUGUAGGCGGCCCAUCCCCCUGAUAGAAGCUGUAACUCUGGAUUAUAGCCCGCCAUAGCAUAGCAACAAUCAACACUGUUGUCCUAGCUAGCUCCCUGCAUCCCCCUGGCUGUCAUCAUGAUAGUUCCGACAGUAGAAACGUCAUUCACCUGUCAGCGCUUCUUCAUUCCUGCUUUCUACUUCAUCGACCCCGUGAUCUGCCUUCUCUCGUUCUCUCCAUUCUCUCAUCCUCACGCUCGGGUUUUCUGUUUUUCGCCAUCUCCACCCAUCACAUUAGGGAAACGCCAUCAUUAGUCUUUCAAAAAAAAGAAUUGUGAUAUCUUUUCUGUCAAUCGGGAUAAAAACCUAUCUAUCCAGUUUGUUUGAAUAAUACUGCAGUAUGUCUAAUAGUAAACAUUAGAGGAUCAUUGUUGUAAUGUAUAAUAGGCAUAGUUCUAAGUGGUUGUAGUUAUCGUGCACAAGUGAAUUUGUAGUCAUUUGCCUUUUUAAAUUCUCCUCCCUCAAUUUAUUUGCACAUUUUAAAGACAAAAAGGUGGAAAAGUCCAAUGGCCGCUUCCUGAGAUGAGGUUUAUUUCUGUAGGCGAAAGCUGCUGCAGCCGCUGUCGACUUAACUUGAAAGCAUCAAGCCGAGUCACAAUUCCGAAAACGGAACAGCCCUAAACACCAAACGCUAAUGUGCCAUAAAGCAGUCUGAGAAGACAACUGGUGUGUCUCUGGUAGUGUAUCCGCUAAGCAGCAGCAGAAAAACAAACAGAUUACACCUCCGAGGCAACAGCUCCUCACUGCAGUUGUUUUGAGCCUAAUUAUUGGACUUAUUUCACUAAAGGCAAGCAAAAUGUUGUGUUGGAGUUCAACCAGAAACCAGGGUCAUUUAAGUGUGUUGAUAACAGCGUGCCAUUACUCAUAGAAAUGCAUGAAAUCAUGAAAAUAAUUUGAUUAAACAAUAGUAAUAGAAAAUAGAAGACAGUGCACAGUAGCUAUGUACACACACAGAUAUGUAUAUAUAUAUAUAUAUGUAUAUAUACAUAUACAUACAUAUAUAUGUAUAUUCUCACACACUUUUCUUUCAUACAUGAACGCAUUCCUUUCACAUUGUUCGAUCCCCUCAACAUUCCUGUCAUUUGUUUACCUAAUUUAUGUAAAUAGAUAUCUGCAACUACCCUGCAGCCUCUUAUCCAGAACAUAUAUAUAUGAAUCAAGCUUUACUUGUGGAUGACCUAUUGCUUUACUUGUGAAUCUGACAUGUCAUAUAUAUGACAUUGUUUUCCUGUUAAUACAUGUUAAUAUAAAUAGAGUGUUAGAGAAUGAAUGUAAGAAAUAAAUAUUAGUCUAUAAUAAAAUCUAUGAUUCUUAACAUCAUAAUCAUUCAAUAAUAUUGAAAAAUAUACAAAUAUUUCAUUCCUCUGUGUGGAAUUGUGUGCUAAGAGUUUUUUUUCUUGGUUAUAUCUAUUCAGUAACUGUCAGUACAUUAAGAUGUAUAGAUGAUGAUGAUAAUGAUGAUGAUGAUAAGUUUUUGUCCAACCUGAAAGAUUAGGACUUAUACCAUGUUUUAUUCCAACUUUGUGGACAGAAAAAAAAAAAAAGAAAAGUGAGCCGCUGUUUUAUUUGUUUACAUUGACUGGUGAAGGAUUCUAUUUUCAAACAAGUUGGAGCUGAAUGGUUUCGGUCUUAGUCCCGUUUCAUCCAAACGGCUGGAGCCAUCACAGGAUUCAUAUCAAAAAGCAUGGCAGUAUUGUUGAAUGUUCUGUUCACGUGCGUUGGUGCUCCGUGUUCUGAUAAGUGUGCGUGUGUGGAGUCCAUAUUGUUGGAUGUGUUCUCCGGUAGCCUUCUUGUGUCGUCGUCCGCUGCGCGUAUGGCUACAGUCAGGUCGUCUUUGAAAUCUCCUCUGAAAGCACAGCCCCGCCCCACCCCCCCCGCCCCCUGAACUGUCUCAGGUAGUCAGAGCAGCAUCCCUCGUCUGGA
Molecule: messenger RNA, 5490 nt
Organism: Menidia menidia (Atlantic silverside)
Lineage: Eukaryota; Metazoa; Chordata; Actinopteri; Atheriniformes; Atherinopsidae
Source: the annotation of a GenBank genome assembly